Cladophialophora yegresii CBS 114405 is the source of this 1857-nucleotide messenger RNA. Its product is annotated as xaa-Pro aminopeptidase. The transcript is spliced from 2 exons. The coding region runs from base 1 to 1857 and encodes 618 amino acids. Gene Ontology annotation, molecular function: metalloaminopeptidase activity. The record is from RefSeq and is a predicted model, not a curated record. NCBI's taxonomy places the organism in Eukaryota, Fungi, Ascomycota, Eurotiomycetes, Chaetothyriales, Herpotrichiellaceae.
AUGGAAAAGGUGGACACAAGUAAGCGGUUGGCCCAACUCCGCGAGCUGAUGCGCGAGCACAAGGUGGAUGUCUACAUCGUGCCUUCAGAAGACAGCCACCAGUCGGAAUACAUUGCUCCGUGCGAUGCGAGAAGAGCCUAUAUCUCUGGCUUCACGGGGUCCGCUGGUACCGCUGUCGUCACCCUCGAGAAAGCAGCUUUGGCCACAGACGGGCGGUAUUUCAACCAGGCCUCUAAGCAGCUCGACGACAACUGGCACUUGCUGAAACAGGGCAUGGAGGAUGUUCCAACCUGGCAGGAAUGGACUACAGAGCAAGCAGAAGGCGGGAAGACAGUCGGGGUCGAUCCCACCGUUAUUACAGCCUCGGAUGCUCGCAAGCUCAGCGAGACACUGAAAAAGAAAUCACACGCGACCCUGGUCGGAAUCUCCGAGAACCUGGUCGACAAGAUCUGGGCAGACCGACCACCACGGCCGACGGAACAGGUAAUUGUCCUGUCGGAAAAGUACUCGGGAAAGUCUUAUCGAGAAAAGCUUGAUGACCUGCGGAAGGACCUCAAGAAGAAGAAAGCCGCCGGGAUGGUCGUAUCCAUGCUUGAUGAGGUCGCCUGGCUAUUCAACCUACGAGGUAACGAUAUCCCUUACAACCCGGUCUUCUUCUCCUAUGCCGCCAUCACACCCGACUCCGCCACCAUCUACAUUGACUCUUCCAAACUCGGUCCAGAAGUCAAGGAGCACUUGGAAGGCACGGUGACCAUCAAGCCGUACGAUGCGCUAUUCUGCGAUCUCACCACCAUCGCCGAAGCCGCUGCCAGUGAAUCUCAAGCCAACGGCGCCACCAAGAAGCCCCACUCUCCCAAGCUAUUGUUGUCCAACAAGUCCUCAUGGGCGCUCUAUCUUGGCCUCGGCGGCGAAGACAAGGUCGAGGAGUCUAGGAGCCCCAUCGCCGACGCCAAAGCCAUCAAGAACGCCACAGAGCUGGAAGGCAUGCGCCAAUGCCACAUUCGCGACGGCGCAGCCUUGUCCGAAUACUUCGCCUGGCUAGAAUCCGAACUCCAGAGCGGUUCAUGGAUUGACGAAGUCCAAGCCGCAGACAAACUGGAAGAGAUCCGCUCCAAAGGCCAACACUUUGUAGGCCUGUCAUUCGACACCAUCUCCUCGACGGGCCCCAACGCCGCCGUCAUCCACUACUCGCCCGAACGCGGCAAUUGCUCGACCAUCGACGCCAACCUGAUCUACCUCUGCGACUCGGGCGCCCAAUACCUCGACGGCACGACAGACACUACCCGCACGCUACACUUCGGCACGCCCUCAGAGAUGGAAAUCAAAGCCUACACUUUAGUCCUCAAGGGCGUGAUUGCCCUCGACCGCGCCGUCUUCCCCAAAGGCACGACAGGGUUCGCCAUCGACGCGUUCGCUCGCCAGCAUCUCUGGCGCGAGGGCCUCGACUACCGCCACGGCACGGGCCACGGCGUCGGCUCGUACCUCAACGUGCACGAGGGCCCCAUCGGCAUCGGCACGCGCGCCGCCUACAGCGAGGUCUCGCUCUCCAUCGGCAACGUCGUCUCCGACGAGCCGGGAUACUACGAGGACGGCAACUUCGGCAUCCGCAUCGAGAACAUGAUCAUGGCGCGCGAAGCCAAGACGAACCACAAGUUCGGCGACAAGCCCUGGAUCGGGUUCGAGCAUGUGACCAUGGUGCCAAUGUGCCGGAAGUUGAUUGAUCCGAAGCUACUGGACCCGGAGGAGAGGGAGUGGUUGAACAGUUACCACGCAGAGGUGUGGGAGAAGACGAGCGGAUACUUUGAGGGAGAUGAGCGGACGACGAAGUGGUUGAAGAGGGAGACUGCGCCCAUUUGA